Molecule: messenger RNA, 882 nt
Organism: Scomber scombrus (Atlantic mackerel)
Lineage: Eukaryota; Metazoa; Chordata; Actinopteri; Scombriformes; Scombridae
Product: Fc receptor-like protein 5
Exons: 5
Coding region: 1-882 (293 amino acids)
Biological process (GO): cell surface receptor signaling pathway
Molecular function (GO): transmembrane signaling receptor activity
Source: RefSeq, a predicted model, not a curated record
AUGGGCAGCCAAAACCACAUGGCCAGGCCGUACACAAAGGAACCACCAGAGGGCAGGCAAAAAGCUGGUGUGAUUAUGAGUCCCAGCAGCUCUCAGAUGUUUGAAGGAGAUUUUGUCUCUCUGAGCUGUGAGGAGGACGACAGCUCUGCUGGAUGGACGCUGAGGAGGAACACAACCAGAGACACUCAGACAACAUGUGGAAACUGGGGAGAACCAUCUGGUUCUGCCUGUAACAUGAGCUUCAUCGUGUCCUGGGACAGUGGAGUUUACUGGUGUGAGUCCAGAGAGGGAGCAACCAGUAACAGCAUCAACAUCACUGUCACUGGUGGAUCAGUGAUCCUGCAGAGUCCUGUCCUCCCUGUGAUGGAGGGAGAUGAUGUCACUCUGCACUGUAAAACAAAGACCUCCAACCUCCCAGCUGAUUUCUAUAAAGAGGGCCCCCUCAUCAGGACUGAGCCUGCAGGUCACAUGACCAUCCACCAUGUUUCCAAGUCUGAUGAAGGCCUCUACAAGUGUCACAGCAGCAGUCAUGGAGAGUCUCCAUCCAGCUGGAUCUCUGUCACAGAAAAACAUGCAACCAAAACCACGCUGCCUGUCUCUGUAACACCUCUGCUUACAUCAAUGACAUCACCAAAUGACCACGAGACCCCGCCCCCUUAUUCAGCAGCCCCGCCCCUUUUUAUCACACUGGUCUGCCACCUAGUGGUGUUCUGUCCGUACUUCAUCUCCACUCUCCUCAUGGUGUCUUUAUAUCGACACAGACCCACAGGAAAUUACCUACCUGUCUCCAUGGCAACGUCCCAGCCCACCCAGGCUGAGCAGGGAUUGGCUGAUGACUACAGUGACAUCAUCACCUCCGUCACCACAGAGCAUCACUUCUGA